Molecule: messenger RNA, 1862 nt
Organism: Melospiza georgiana
Lineage: Eukaryota; Metazoa; Chordata; Aves; Passeriformes; Passerellidae
Gene: ADPRM
Product: ADP-ribose/CDP-alcohol diphosphatase, manganese dependent
Exons: 3
Coding region: 12-968 (318 amino acids)
Molecular function (GO): manganese ion binding; CDP-glycerol diphosphatase activity; 2',3'-cyclic-nucleotide 2'-phosphodiesterase activity
Source: RefSeq, a predicted model, not a curated record
CCGAGGCCGCCAUGCAGGCUGCGCCGCGCCUCGCCUUCGGGGUCAUCGCCGACAUCCAGUUCGCCGACGCGGAGGACGGGUACGACUUCUACGGCUGCCGGCGGCGCUACUACCGGCACAGCCUGCGCUUGCUGCGGGAGGCGGUGUGGGAGUGGGCCGCCGAGAGCCCGCCGAUAAACUUCGUGCUGCAGCUGGGCGACAGCAUCGACGGGCAGAACGCCCGGCGCGGCGAGGCCGAGAGCGCCUUGCAGCAGGUGCUGGAGGUGCUGGGGCAGCUCUCGGUGCCCGUGCACCACGCGUGGGGCAACCACGAGCUCUACAACUUCAGCCGGGCGCGGCUGGUGCACACCGGGCUGUACAGCCGGCCCGCGGGGGGCUCGGACGGGCCCGCGGACAGGGAGUGCCACGCGUAUCACUGCAGCCUGGCCCCGCGGCUCCGCCUCGUCGUGCUCGACAGCUACGACACCAGCACCCUGGGCAGGGACCCCGGCAGCCCCCGCUACCAGGAGUCCCUGCGGGUGCUGCGGGAGAAGAACACCAACGAUGAUCUCAACAACCCCGAAGGGCUCAAAGAACCUAAUUUUGUAGCAUUUAAUGGAGGAUUUAGCCAAGCCCAGCUGGACUGGUUUGAUGAAGUCCUCAAGUUCUCUGAUGAAAACCAAGAAAAAGUUAUAGUUAUGGCUCACGUGCCCAUCCAUCCCUAUGCUUCCAAUGGGGUUUGCCUGGCCUGGAAUUACGAGGCUGCCCUGUCAGUGAUACACACACACAGGUGUGUGGUCUGCGUGCUCGCAGGGCACCUGCACGACGGCGCCUACUGCCGGGACCUGCACGGAGUUCAUCACCUCACCCUGGAGGGGCUCAUCGAGACCCCCCCCGACAGCAACGCCUUUGCAACUGUUCAUGUCUAUGAAGAUAAAAUGGUGCUGAAGGGAAGGGGCAGAAUUCCUGACAGAGUUAUGCACUUCUGAAACACCAGGCAAAGACACUGUUCUUCUGCAGGAAGGACUUGGAUGAAAAAUGGACAAAAAUGUCCAUUUUUGGAGAUUCAGCUGUUUGCUUUUAGAAAGCUGUGCAUGGCUGAUCCUUAUUGCUUUAGCUCAGGCGUUCUUCUCUUGGAUACAGAAUUUUAGAAACUGUGUUUCUGUAAGAGAGCACCUGAUUUCUUUUUGGAGAAUAGAGAAGGACAGUUAUUUAAAUUAAUAUACUGGAAUACAGAAUGUUGAAUUCCAACACCCAAUCCAGACUGGAUUGCUACUGUGAAAAGAUGUAAACCAUAUAACAAAUAUUGCUCAAAAAAAGCCCCUAAUGCUGUUCUCUAAGAGUGGAUUGCUACUGUGAAAAGAUGCAAACCAUAUAAUAAAUAUUGCUCAAAAAAGCCCUAGUGCUGUUCUCUCAGUGAGCAUUAAAGCAUGCAGAGUUGUACCUGCCCAUCCACAUCUCUAUUUAUUUAUUUUCUGUGAACAUUACAGUGAGGUCUCAUGUCUGGCAGAAUAUAUCCAGCCUGUAGCCUAAUUCAGUCUUCCAAGUUUGCUUUAAAAUACUAAAGUAAUCCUCAGAGAAAGCUGAGACCAUCUGUGCUGCACCAUGGAAUGCUGCAGAUGGCUCAGGCUGUGCUGUGUGUGCACAGCUGGGAUCACCUGCAGCAGUGCUGAGAGUGAGCUCUGACACCCAUCUAAAUAAAAGUGUUGUGUGUUACACCUGGAGCUGUCCUGGCUCUGUCCCAGCCAGAUCCUGAGUCCAUUUUAUCCACCUGUGCUUCUUUCUCCAGGAUGAACAGUGGGACGUGCUUGCUGCUGCAGGGCUACUGUGUGGGUCCUGCUUUCCAAGAAAAAUGAGGUGAGCUGCAGAGUUGGGACAGUGCC